Cornus florida is the source of this 1318-nucleotide messenger RNA. Its product is annotated as putative uridine kinase C227.14. Gene Ontology annotation, cellular component: cytoplasm. Bases 80 to 1009 code for a protein of 309 amino acids. Gene Ontology annotation, molecular function: ATP binding; kinase activity. The record is from RefSeq and is a predicted model, not a curated record. The transcript has 12 exons. NCBI's taxonomy places the organism in Eukaryota, Viridiplantae, Streptophyta, Magnoliopsida, Cornales, Cornaceae.
UACCUUACGCCUAUAUAUAUAACGCCAGUUGAACCCUUCGCUCUCGCUACUGUAACUCCUUCGCUCAAAACUCUGCAAAAUGGAGCUUUCUUCAAUUUCAACAACUCCAAAAGGAUUUUUCAAUUCUUCAUCAGAGAGAUUGUUGCUCAAGAGGUUGAUGCUGCCUAUAUGGUAUGGAGGUUCUCUCCGCAUGUCACCAAUUAAAGGAACUAACGGACCUUUGAGUCAAACAGGAUUUCUGGUUCGAAAGGAAAAUCGUGUGCAGGUUUCAUGCAUCCAAAAGAAGGACAUUCCUGUGAUCCAGACCAGGUGUAUGGAUGAGAUAUAUGAUGCCUUGGCUGAUCGUCUUGUUCCAACAGCAGCAGCUGCAUCAAAUCCCCAUUUAAAGUAUAUUGUGGGUCUGGCUGGCCCUCCUGGUGCUGGAAAGAGUACCCUUGCAUCUGAAGUAGCUCACCGUGUUAACAAGUUAUGGCCCCAAAAAUCUUGUUCCUUCGAUUCUCAAGUUGAGCCUCCAGAUGUCACUACAGUUCUUCCCAUGGAUGGAUUUCACCUCUAUCGUCACCAGCUGGAUGCAAUGCAGAAUCCAGAGGAAGCCCAUGCAAGAAGGGGAGCUCCGUGGACGUUUGAUCCUAAACUUCUGCUAACAUGUCUGGAGACUUUGAGGAAUCAGGGAUCGGUUUAUGCUCCAUCGUUUGACCAUGGUGUUGGAGAUCCAAUAGAAGAUGAUAUCUAUGUGAAUCUUCAGCACAAAGUGGUGAUAGUAGAAGGUAACUAUUUGCUAUUGGAAGAAGGGGUCUGGAAGGAGAUAUCAUCUAUGUUUGAUGAGAAGUGGUUCAUUGAGGUAGACAUUAAUACAGCAAUGCAACGAGUUUUAAAGAGACAUAUAUCAACUGGAAAGACACCGGAUAAUGCUAAGUGGCGGAUAGAGUACAAUGACCGGCCCAAUGCAGAGCUCAUAAACAAGUCGAAGAAAAAUGCAGAUCUGGUAAUCAAGUCCGUUGACUGGUGACUCACCGGUGGUGAAGUUGAAUGCUAUCUGUUUGUAACUAGGAGAUAGUUUCCGUUUGUGAAUUCAUCGCAAAUUCUCAAAUAAGCUGAAAGAAGAAAAUGCAGAUCCAGUUAUUUGAAGUUGAUUAGAAGGGAAAAAAUAGGAAAUGUCACAAGGUCAGUACUACCUGUUUUUCAUUUAGUUGAUAAAAAAUAAAGUAAAUAAGGGAACUUAGGGAAGUUGAUUCCUUCGUCCUUUAAGUAAUGUCAAUGCAUAUAUGAAUAUUUAUUUAUGGAGAAUUUUAGACAGCAUUUCUUUCUUAUUGCAAAA